Messenger RNA from Nannizzia gypsea CBS 118893, 339 nucleotides. RefSeq lists its product as hypothetical. Lineage: Eukaryota; Fungi; Ascomycota; Eurotiomycetes; Onygenales; Arthrodermataceae. The transcript is spliced from 2 exons. Bases 1 to 339 code for a protein of 112 amino acids. The record is from RefSeq and is a predicted model, not a curated record.
AUGACCCUCUUGGGAAGCGUACGGCAGUACCAGAGUAUCAAUCAUCCGGAUGUCUUGGUAAAUUCGACGUGGGGUCUUGAAUACGCUGGUAGCAGCUGGAAUAAGCUGGGACGAUUCAAUGAGAAAUCUGGACAAGAGACGAUAACCCGCACCAGUCAAGUUACUCUUCACUCCGUUGUCCUGAAGGGCGGCUACAAGUACGCUCUAAACAACAUGGACAACGACAUGAUCAACUUUCUGUGCAAUAUAGCUGUGAACGGAAGCACCGCCGAGGACUUACCGCAGGACUAUACUAUAUUUGAGGUCGAUAAGAAAAGCAUCCUGCAGUCUGAGGGGUAA